Messenger RNA from Asparagus officinalis (garden asparagus), 3088 nucleotides. RefSeq lists its product as uncharacterized. The record is from RefSeq and is a predicted model, not a curated record. The transcript is spliced from 17 exons. The coding region runs from base 345 to 3080 and encodes 911 amino acids. Lineage: Eukaryota; Viridiplantae; Streptophyta; Magnoliopsida; Asparagales; Asparagaceae.
UUAUCAAUUUAAAAAUAAAAAAAAGCCUAUUUUUGGAGCUCCGAAGCAAACCUCUUUGGGCAAAAAAAAAAGGGAAAAAAAAUUCUCCCUCCAAAAUAGGCGCGCUUCAAUGGAAAAAGCCGAUCGGAGAAAAAUUCAAAGGAGGAAAAGAAAAAAAAAACUCGACUUUCCAUGUCCUUCCUCUCCUUCAUCCCCAAAUCCACAGGAGAAAAAGAUUCCAAAAUUCGACCAGCAUUUCUCUAGAUCGCGUUAAGGAUCGCGGUUCUGGACGCAGAUUGAUUCCGCACGGAAAUCGACCAUGUCAAAAAAUUUGUCGAUCCUGGGCUUGAUUUGAGGAAUUGGGGAUGGCGUCGAGGGCUAUAAUGCCGGUCUGCGAGGUCUUCUGCUUCUUCUGCCCGUCGCUGCAGACGAGAUCUCGGCACCCCGUGAAGCGAUACAAGAAGAUUUUGUCCGAUAUUUUCCCCAAAACGCAGGAAGAAGAAGCAGAUGUUAGAAAGAUCAGCAAGUUAUGUGAAUAUGCUUCUAAAAACCCACUGCGCAUUCCAAAGAUCACAAGUUAUCUGGAGCAAAGGUGUUACAAGGAAUUGAGAACUGAGCAAUUUGGCUAUGCAAAAGUUGUCAUGAGCAUCUACCGCAAAUUAUUAGUUUCUUGCAGAGAGCAAAUGCCAUUAUUUGCAAGUAGCUUAUUAAGCAUCACACAAAUUCUUUUGGAUCAAACAAGACAGGAUGGAAUUCGCAUUAUAGGAUGCCAUACACUUUUUGAUUUUGUAAAUUGUCAGAUUGAUGGCACUUAUCAAUUCAACUUGGAAGCCUUGAUUCCGAAACUCUGUCAACUAUCUCAAGAGAUUGGGGAGGAUGAGCAGUCACAUCAUUUACGUGCAGCAGGCCUGCAAGCUCUUUCUUCUAUGAUUUGGUUCAUGGGGGAGUAUUCUCAUAUAUCAACAGAAUUUGACAAUGUCGUUUCAGUAAUCUUGGAAAAUUAUGAAGGUCCCAAGAAAUCAGAAGAUGCUGUCGAUGAUGAUCAGCCUCAAAAGAAACUGAAUUUGACAAAGAUUCCAACUUGGAAAGAAAUUGUAAAUGACAAAGGAGAACUGAAUUUGACCACGGAUGAAGCCAAGAGUUCCCAUUUUUGGUCCAGGGUUUGUGUACAUAAUACGGCCAAUCUAGCCAAGGAGGCUACAACUGUAAGGCGGGUUUUGGAGUCCCUUUUUCGCUAUUUUGAUAAUAACAAUUCAUGGUCACCUAAACAAGGGCUUGCUCUUUGUGUCUUAUUGGACAUGCAAUUAUUAAUGGAGCAGUCUGGGCAGAAUACACAUUUGUUAACCUCCAUAUUGGUCAAACAUCUUGAUCACAAAGCUGUUGUAAAACAGCCCGACAUGCAGCUAGAUAUAGUCAAAGUUACCACCAAUCUUUCCAAGCAAUCAAAAGUGCAGAUUUCACCAUCAAUAAUUGGUGCCAUGACUGAUCUUGUUAAGCAUUUGCGGAGAACCAUGCAAAGCUCGUGCAAUGAUAAAGACCCAGGGGAUGGAUUGAUCAGUAAAUUCAGAAUAGCAGUAGAUGAGUGCCUCGUUCAGUUAUCUAAAAAGGUUGGUGAUGGGGGACCAGUACUUGAUAUGAUGGCUGUGAUGUUGGAGAAUAUUUCUUACACAGUGUCAGCCGCUAGGGCAACAGUUGCUGCAGUUUACCGGACUGCCCAGAUAAUGGCAUCAGUACCAAACUUGUCUUAUCAAAAUAAGGCUUUUCCUGAAUCACUCUUUCAUCAUCUGCUUGUAGCAAUGGUCCAUCCAGAUCAUGAAACACGUUUAGGGGCACACCGUAUAUUCUCUGUUGUUCUUGUUCCUUCUUCUGUAUCUCCUCAUCUCUCUGAUGCUCCAGAAUUAGCCAAGUAUGAUCUUCAAAGAACACUCUCAAGGACCACAUCAGUCUUCUCAUCUUCAGCUGCUCUUUUCCAAAAGUUAAAGAGGGAUAAGUCCUCUUUUAGAGAAGCCUCCCAAGGUCAAGAUGGACAACUAAAGAGCAGCAAUGAUCCCAAACUUCCCAGAUUGCAAUCUUCCAAAAGUCGAUUUUUUAGUAUUAAAAGGCUACAGUCGUCUAAAAGUCGAAUGUAUAGCGUGAAAGGCCCUCAAUUACCACCAACUACAGAACAAAAUUUGUCUGAGAACGAAGAAGUGGACAUUGUUCCCCUCAGAUUAAGUGGCCGGCAGAUUUCGCUUCUGCUUUCAUCUAUAUGGGUACAGGCCAUGUCACCUGAAAAUAUUCCUCAAAACUAUGAAGCUAUUGCUCACACAUAUGGGUUGUUAUUGUUAUUUUCUCGAACUAAGACCUCGAUGCAUGAGUCUCUAACAAGAAGUUUUCAGCUUGCAUUUUCUUUGAGGAGCAUUUCACUUGGAGGAGAGAGUUCACUGGCACCAUCUCGCCGCAGGUCUCUCUUUAUGUUGUCGACAUCUAUGAUGGUUUUUUCUUCCAAAGCUUUCAACAUUGCUCCACUUAUUCCAAUUGUUAAGUCAUCACUCAAUGAAAAAACGAUGGAUCCAUUUCUUUGUUUGGUUGAAGAUAGCAAGCUAAAUGUUGCAAGCACUGCAUAUGACCAUCAUGUUAAGACUUAUGGGUCAAAAGAGGAUGACGAUGCUGCCCUGCAAUCUCUCUCAGCAGUAGUAGAACUAACUGAUAGCCAGUCAAAGAACACCUUGGUUUCAUUGAUAGUAAACAGCUUAGGAGAUUCACCAGAUUUGGAUCAAUCUACCAUCAGAAAGCAGCUGUUGGAGGACUUUGUGCCUGAAAAUAUAUGCCUAAGUGGUCUGCAGUUCGAAGCACAUAUACAUGUCCAAAGUGAUAAUAAAGAUAAAAUAAACUAUGUGAAGGAUUUGCCUCCGCUCAUCUCAUUUGAUGAUGAUGUUGCAACAGAAUCAUCUGAGCAUGCCUCAGAUCCCCAACCAGAGUUUCCUAUAGAUUCAUCACUUCUUCUUGGCAUCAGUCAGAUUCUAGAAACGGUAUGUUCUCCCAAUCUGCUGUCUUUCAAACUUAAUUAUAUGCAAGAGAGAAACUUGGAAAUGAAUAAGACACUAUUUCAUGGUCAUUAGGCUGUGAA